Molecule: messenger RNA, 4095 nt
Organism: Phanerochaete carnosa HHB-10118-sp
Lineage: Eukaryota; Fungi; Basidiomycota; Agaricomycetes; Polyporales; Phanerochaetaceae
Exons: 2
Coding region: 159-3935 (1258 amino acids)
Molecular function (GO): protein binding
Source: RefSeq, a predicted model, not a curated record
CCUAACUCCGAAGUCUCCUAUAAAUCGUAGGUCUGCGCUACGCUAUUGCUGCUCGUUUCGACUACCCCAGCCAACGUGUCAUCUGCGAAGGUCGAACACGAUCGGAGACUCUGAACACCAUCUACCAAUGGUUCCUCCCAAACCAGGCUGAAGGUCGGAUGUCCGAGACCGUUCUACAGCCACCGAGAGCAGAUGCGCGGCUGUUUUUGCUCAGCGGGCAGGCUGGAACAGGCAAGUCGACCAUCGCACAGACUGUGGCGGCAUGGUGCUCGGAACGCGUGUGCCUUGGCGCGAGCUUCUUCUGUUCUAGGGACAAUCGAGAGUGUAGUGAUGUCCAGAUGAUAUUUCCUACGAUUGCCUACCAGCUUGGUCUGUGGGAUCGCAGGUUCCAGGAGAAGGCCGCAGAGGUCUUGAAGCGGGACCCUGACAUACAGACAUCCCUUGUCUCUCGUCAGCUCAAGUGCCUGAUUGUUGACCCCCUACAGGAGCUGCCAACAUUCCCACAUUGUGCAGUCGUCAUCGAUGCGUUAGACGAAUGCAAGGACGAUGAGACGACGUCUCUAAUUGUUCGUGCCCUCUCCCAGCACGUCUCCGACCUGGCUCCCCUGAAGAUUUUCCUCACAAGCCGGCCCAUCCCAAACAUCACCUACGGCUUCCAGUCGACCGGCCUACUCAACGCGACGCAGCAUGUCAUUCUCCACGAAGUGCCACCAGCUACCACAGAGCGUGACAUCGGCAUCUUCCUGCAGGAGAAGAUAGCUAGCAUCCGACAGAGAUACAACUUGGGCAGUUCGUGGCCUUCCGCAGGCCAGGUGCCACAGCUAGUCGGGUCUUCGCACAGACUGUUCAUAUACGCAUCUACCGCGAUACGCUUUAUCGAGGACGUCAAUGCUUGCGACCCGAAAGGCCGUCUCCGAUUACUGCUUGAGGGCCAAGGGACAACAGCUAACGAGCGAACGGCUUUCGAUCGGCUGGACGAGCUGUAUCUCCAGGUUUUGAAGAGUGCACAUCCGAACGUCACUCGAGAGCUCAAAUCGAGACUGAAGAAUGUGCUGGGUACCCUCGCCCUCAUCCGUGACCGCCUUUCGCCGAACGCCAUCGACACACUCAUGCUCCUCGAGCCUGGAACAGUUCGAACUACACUCGCGCAUCUCUACUCAGUUGUCAUGGUUCCGGACGACGAGGAUGCCGUCAUCAGCCUCAUCCACCCUUCGUUCCAAGACUUCCUCACCAACGCAAACCGAUGUCGUGACCCCGAUUUAUUGGUCAAUCCGGCGAUCCAGCAUGGGCUUAUUGCUCGACGCUGCCUCGAUACCAUGAUUAGCGGGUUGCAGAUGGACAUCUGCAAUAUCGAACAGAGCGUGCCGAACUCGGAGGUGCCUCAACUUUCAGACCUCGUAGCGAUACACAUUCCUCCACCCCUGCGAUACGCUUGUCUUUACUGGGCACACCACGCCUCCAGUAGCGAAAUCGACAGCGAACUCUGUUCCCUGCUCACUGAGUUCGGUGAGAGCCACUUGCUGAAUUGGCUGGAGGCUCUGAGCCUGCUUGGAGAGCUAAGCGGAGCGGUUUCAGUAAUGGAAAAACUCCGGGAGAGAUUACUGGAAUCACCUAUCGCACAUUUUGAUAUCAUCACACUAUUAUAUGAUUGCCAACGAGCCGUACAGCAGUCAUUCUUAGGCCUUAGUAUCUCUUGUCUCCAAGCACAUUUCGGAAUCAUCCCGUUCUGUCCCACUUCCAGUAAACUUAGGGAAUACUACGCUGGGCAAGCAAUCAACGUGCCGAGGGUGAUCAGCGGAUUCCAGCAGCGUUGGCAUGCCUGCACCCUCAGCAUUGAAGGCCAUCUGCGACGGGUAUUGGGCGUUUGCUUCUCACCUGAUGGCCGACGCGUUGUCUCCGUAUCCCAAGACGGGACGGUUAGGCUAUGGGACGCUGUUACAGGCUCUCAUCUGCACACGUUGGCAGGACAUCUGGAAGCAGCUGUAUGUGUGGCAUUUUCGCCCAAUGGCAGGUACAUCGCUUCAGGCUCCGCGGAUCGGACCGUCAUCAUCUGGGACGCUGUUACUGGCGGACGACUCUACACGCUGAAAGGUCACGCCAGUUGGAUCAGGACUAUAGAUAUCUCCCCAGAUAGUGGAGUUCUCGCCUCGGGCUCCAACGACCACUCAGUACAACUCUGGAACCUCAGCAAUGGACUUGGCUCGUCCAGAACCCUGUCCCCGGCACACAAUUCCGCGAUCACAAAUGUCAGAUUUUCCCGGUCUGGAAAGCUGCUGGUUUCCGGCAGUGUAGACGGUGCAUGCAAAGUCUGGAAAUCGGGUGCUUGGACCUGCCGCACACAAUUCGACCAUCCCGAACACCUUCCUAUAUCAUCCGUCGCCAUCUCACCCGAUGAUACCAUUUACGCCGCGGGACUCGGAAACGGAGCUAUGACUAUCCUUUUGCGUUCUACUAGCGACGACCACUGGUCACACACUCUCCAAGGCCACACAUCCAAAGUGUGGGCUCUUGACUUCUCUCCGGAUGGCUCCACACUGGCUUCCGGCUCGCACGACCACACCAUCAUUCUAUGGAAUAUAGCGAGCCGAUCUGUCCUCUACACCCUGAGAGGGCAUUCCGACCCAGUGUACAGCGUCAGAUACUCCCCUGGUGGCCAGCGGAUGGCCAGCUGUGGCAAAGAGCACAAUGUCCGCAUCUGGGACCUAUCUUAUUUGCUGACCAAGGGGGAACAGAAGCCUACAGGCGAGAUGGAAAAUUUGACACAGGAUAGCGGAUCAGGCUUGUACGAGAACGCUGCAGUUGAUAUUCGCCAUUCUUCCGUUGUACGUUCGGCGACGUUUUCGCCAAGCGGGCGCAUUCUCGCCACCGGCUCUCGCGACAGCACGAUCCGUCUAUGGGAUACCACUAACGGUACUCUGUUGCAAGUCCUCGAAGGCCAUCAAGGCGUUGUCUCGUAUCUGACAUUCUCGCCCGACGGAGAGAAGCUGCUCUCAUCAGAGGCCAUGGCCGACUUCGAUAGAGCUGCCAGCCCUCGUCUGUGGGACGUGAAGAGUGGUCGUUGCGAACAGACGUUCACCGGGCAUAAUCGGGGCGUACGGAUGGCAAAGUUCUUUCCAGGAGGGAAACAUGUAGUCUCGUGUUCAUACGACGGCAGCGUCCGUGUUUGGGAAAUUGGCCAGCCGAGCACACGCAGCACAGUAUCGCAUAUCGUUUACCAACGGAGGAGCCGUAUAGUCUCCGUUUCCGUCUCUCCCGACGACAGCCUAAUCGCGUUUGGCUCCUCCGAAGAUGCGAACGACCAUAUACUCGGACUGGUCGGCCUGACGGCGCCACAGGCGACGGGCCACUUCAAGUUGGUGCCUUAUUCCCGUGCGUACGGCGUACCUACAGCUCUCGCGUUCUCCAAAGACGGCAGCCGUCUCCUGGUUGCCUCCAGUAAAAUACCAAGCAUCACGCUUUGGGACAUCCAAGCAACUAGUCGGGCCGGCUCGACGUUCGUCGACACCGUGCCUCACGCGACGUUCGUGUGUCACUAUUAUGGCGGAGACGCUGCGGAGAACGUCAGAUUCUCUCCUACAGAAAGAUUCUUCAUGACCGAUGCCAGCUUUGGUGCCAUCUCGCCGCAGCACCGGCCGCGCUCGGCCUUGCAAGACGAAAGUCUUGACCCGGCAGAGUACACAUUCUUCCUCGCCGACAGCUGGCUCUGGUACGCGUCUGCUAUCGAGAGACGGAGGUUAUGCUGGGUGCCGUCCUCCUAUCGACUCAUACGUUCACACGUGAUGACUUACCGAGGAAGUAUCGCAGUACACCGUAAUGAGAUAGCUUUUGGCACAGAAAGCGGUCGGGUCGUCAUUUUCGACAUGUCUCCUUGUCUGCCACAGACUCGCCGGGAGAUAAUAGGACGUAGUACGCCUGGUUGUGUACAUGGUCAUUAAUACUACGUCAUCCCUAGAACUUGUAACUUGUCACGCGUGUUGUGCACUUAGGGAUGCAGCAUAGUGUUGAGUCCUUUCCUCUACCGUGACGUGGCGGCGGCUGGAGCGAGUCACGGCGCGCUCAAGCUGCCGGUAUCUCUACUUGAACAUACAUCAUUAC